AUGUUUCGAUUGACCUUUCGGUUUCUCACACUCCUGCUACUGCUGUUGACUUGUUGUGUGAAUGUUGUGUUCUCUGCAUCAUCUUGUUCAUUAAAAAUUGGUGAUGUUGGAAUUAUAGAGCUUUCGAAUAUUGAUAUUCCUGGCUCAGGAUAUACGGUUGCAGGAACCGAUGCUAAUUGGAACUUUUAUUUCAAUAUUUGUGGAAGUAUCACCAAUCCAAGCACUGCUGUUUGUACUGUUGACGCUCAAGGAUAUCAAUAUUCCAAACAAUACAAUCUCUGCUUUCCAAUAGGUGUUAAAGGGGUUCCCCAAAUUAGUUUGAAUUCGACUAGUGAUGGAUUAGUUGUAAAGGUCGUCCAUGCUGGUAUUCCUGCCACUGAUGGAGUUUCAAGAGCAUUGUCUAUUUCAUUAACAUGUGAUUUAACUGCUCCUGAAAGACCAACUCUCACAUUCAGUGGUGAAUCAAGAGAAGGUGGUGUUAUCAAUUAUGGUUUUUCUGGAAAAUCUAAACUUGCCUGCCCAUAUGCAAAAAAAACAGUUGAAUGGGGAAGAGUUAUGGAAAUUAAUGUGGAUUUUGCAAAUUUGACAUUUCCAGAAUUGAAAUCAGUUUAUGGACAACCAAAUUUGGUAUUGAAACUGAAUCCUAUUCAGCAAAGAAAUGUUUUAUUCUAUAUUGGGAAUUGUUUGGUAAAUGAAUGGAAUUCAAUUGAAAGUGUGAAAGAAGAUCAUUUCUAUCAAAAUUAUGGUUGCAUUUCUUUGAUAGCUCAAGAAUUGAACUCUAAUGAGGCAGUUCAAUCAGUGUGGCAAUUUUCAAAUUCGAAUCAAGAAAUGGUAGCCAUUGUUCAAUCAAAUCUUACACAACAAGUCAUCUCCAAUAGAAAUCCAGAUUAUUCAUUCACUAUUUCUCCACCCAGUGCUGUAUAUAAUUUGUUUUAUGCUAAAAAGAUUAGUUUUAAUUAUACUAAAUUUGAAAUUGGACAAACAUACUCAAUUCAAAGUGAUAAUUCUGCACCAUUCACAGCAACUUUCACCACUCAACCUCAAACAUAUUUUGAAAUCAGAAUUGAAAAUACAGCAACAAUUCAAGAUGUUUAUAUUGGAAAGAAACCAAUCACUUGGAAUAUUGAAAGAAAUCAAUUUUUCAAUUAUGAUUAUCAUUUGAAUUUAACACAAAAAGAAACAAUCUACUCUGGUGAAGCAACUCAAUACUAUUUGGUAUCUUCAAAAGGUGGAUUCAAAGUCACUAUAACUGAACAUGCAUUUAGAAAUGAUUCUAAUCGUUGUGUUGGUGGCUCAUUGUUGAUCAUUGCAUUGAUUUUUUCAUUGUUAUAUUUUGUUUAAAAGGAAAAGAGGAAAUAUUGGAAAAUAAAAAUUGUUGCCAGAAUGAUUUCACACCUCAUGAGUGUUUCUCAUUCAUAUUACUGAC
This is a messenger RNA of Naegleria gruberi, 1426 nucleotides long. RefSeq lists its product as uncharacterized. NCBI's taxonomy places the organism in Eukaryota, Heterolobosea, Eutetramitea, Acrasida, Naegleriidae. The record is from RefSeq and is a predicted model, not a curated record. The transcript is spliced from 2 exons. Bases 1 to 1341 code for a protein of 446 amino acids.